Molecule: messenger RNA, 1170 nt
Organism: Purpureocillium lilacinum
Lineage: Eukaryota; Fungi; Ascomycota; Sordariomycetes; Hypocreales; Ophiocordycipitaceae
Source: RefSeq, a predicted model, not a curated record
AUGGACGACAUUGACUGGGCGUGGCCCUUCUGGAAGUUCGGCAUGAAGAAGGACGACCUCUAUACGACACUCCACGACCGCUAUAACACCUUUACCUCCACUAUUCAAGACCCCGAAGCCUUUCACCACGACGUCUUCGAGAUCUCGCACGAUGCCGACACUGCUGAGCAGUUUCACGGGCUCCUGGCGGCCCGCCGGCAGCAGCGCCUCCGUGAGCUCAACGAGUCUCUGGAGGCGCUCGCCGUCGAGAUCAUCGCCAACCCGAAGCUGAUCGGCACCGAGCAGUGGCAGCACGCCCUGCAGCUCUUCCGCACCCGCUCCUACGACUCUAUUGUCAGGUACUUUGCCAGCUACCUGCCCGAAGACCACCUCGACCAUCUGUCGACGUCGUCCUACUCUUCCUUCUCCGAGGCCGACAGCGUGCACACUGUCAGCACCAAGGCGAGCAGUACCGAGGAUGCUCCUUGUUCCCCGUUCGCCCACGGCGAGUUCUUCCCAGACGGUCCCGUCAUGACCGUCGAGCCGUGUAUUAUCGACCAUGAUGCCUGCCCGGCAGGUCCGCUGUCACCUCCGGAGUCGGAGGCCAUGCACUCCGAGGCGAUUUCGUCGCCCCCUGAUUCCAUCACCUACUCCACGAACCCUCCAUCCCGCUCCAUGUCGUUUUCAGGCUCGGAGUCGGGGCUCUGCCCUGAACUCCUUCGACGCCGAUUCGAGCACCGCGGUGAUGACGAGACGUCCCAAUCCGAUAGCUGCGACACGACUGUCACGUCGGUCUGCGACUCCGCCGAGACCCGGUCUUCGUGCGAUUGCGCCGACGAUGCAUGCGAGGACGAGGACGAGUUCCCUACUGCUCAGUUUCCCGACGACCACUUUGACUGCCUCGACACCCCAACCCUGAAUGCCGCCAAUGAUACCCUAGAAUCCGAUACCCCGACGCCAAGGCAGGAAUGUGUUGCAUCCUCAUACUUGGAGUACAAGUCUGUGGCCGCCAGACGAUUACCCUCACCACAUCGACGGUCGCCAUCACCGAAAUCGCACCUGACACACCGAGACGCCGGGAAACUGGCGCGGGAGGUACGACGAAGUCCGGAGGAGGCGUUGAGCAAGAUACAGAAGCCUUUGCAAGAAGCACUGCGGAAGAGACCCAAGGGCAGGAGACGGGUUGACUAG